Molecule: messenger RNA, 1308 nt
Organism: Rhodotorula toruloides NP11
Lineage: Eukaryota; Fungi; Basidiomycota; Microbotryomycetes; Sporidiobolales; Sporidiobolaceae
Product: N-acyl-phosphatidylethanolamine-hydrolyzing phospholipase D
Exons: 14
Coding region: 1-1308 (435 amino acids)
Biological process (GO): N-acylethanolamine metabolic process; N-acylphosphatidylethanolamine metabolic process
Cellular component (GO): membrane-bounded organelle; cytoplasm
Molecular function (GO): zinc ion binding; N-acylphosphatidylethanolamine-specific phospholipase D activity
Source: RefSeq, a predicted model, not a curated record
AUGUUCCACAGCUCAUUCACACGGCUACGCUCAGCCACAGCAAGCCGAAUCGCAGCCAUGGCCGCAGCUCCCCUAGUUGUCUCUGUCUCGCUCGCACCGUCACUCAACCCAGACGGACAGACUGGAGGGUCAGACGCGACAGACAAGGCCCACCACAAGCCUAACGGAGGCUUCGUGAACCCGUGGAAAUCUUUCAAGGACCCGGGCAGAGGACCGUCGACCUUGUUCAACGCCUGGAAGAGCUGGGAGAGUCACCCUGUCCCGCCGCCCGAAAAGCUCCCCCGCCUCGUCCCACCAACCUUCGCCCCUCCCUCCUCCCUCUCCGCCUCCGAAAAAGACGCCUGGUACGCCGACUUGAAAGCGACAUGGCUCGGCCACGCCUGCUUCCUCGUCGAGUUUCCUGCGCCGCCGGGGCAGAAGGGAGACGAGGAGGGCAAGAAGAGAGGGUUUAGGGUGUUGCUUGAUCCGGUUUGGAGUCACAGGUGUUCACCUAGCCAGCUGAUCGGACCCGCUCGCGUUACCAAGCCGCCCAUCCCGCUCGAGGAGAUCCCGCACGUCGACGCCGUCGUCAUCUCGCACAACCACUACGACCACCUCGACAUCGCGACCCUGAAGCACCUCUACUCCGCCCAACCCCACGGAACCCUCCACUUCUUCCUUCCGCUCGGCAACAAGUCCUGGUUGGAGAAGACGAUUGGCGUCAAGUCGAGUGAAGUGACCGAGCUGGAUUGGUGGGAGGAGAGGGUGGUCAGGUUGGGUGAGAAGGAGACCGGCGCGGAGGGGGAGGGAGAGGGGGAGAAGUUGAGGGUCGUAUGCACGCCUUGUCAGCAUUUUACCGGCCGCAGCUUGACAGACCGCAACGACACCCUCUGGGCCUCCUGGUGCAUCGAAAGCAGCACAGGCGGCAAGAUCUGGUUCGGCGGCGACACGGGUUACCGCACGGUUCCGCGCGGCGUCGACGCUGAAGGACUCGAGAAGUACGAGACGUGCCCUGCUUUCGCCGAGAUUGGGAAGAGGGAGGGACCGAUGGAUAUGAGCUUCAUCCCGAUUGGUGCUUAUCAGCCUCGCUGGCUCUUCAGUAGCGUCCACUGCUCGCCCGAAGACUCGGUCGAGCUACACCAGCACGUGCGGAGCAAGAAAUCUAUCGGUAUGCAUUGGGCGACUUGGAUGCUCACUCCCGAAGAAAUGACCGAACCCCCGCGCCGUCUCCGCUCCGCAUGCGAAGAGUACGGAAUCGGGGAGGACGAGUUUGGGGUGACGGAUAUUGGCGAGACCGUGAGGGUGAAGGUGGAGCGGAGGGGGGAGUAG